Messenger RNA from Aspergillus brunneoviolaceus CBS 621.78, 387 nucleotides. RefSeq lists its product as uncharacterized. The annotation marks the transcript as partial. NCBI's taxonomy places the organism in Eukaryota, Fungi, Ascomycota, Eurotiomycetes, Eurotiales, Aspergillaceae. The transcript has a single exon. The record is from RefSeq and is a predicted model, not a curated record.
GGCUGCAUUGGCCCUGACUGCGGAAGCAACGGAAAGUGCACAGGGACUCGUUGCAUUGCGCUUGGUUGCUUUGGCCCGCAAUGCGGCAAUGAUGGCGUCUGUACCGGUUCAGACUGCUGGGAGGCCACUUGCAGCGGCCUGGGCUGUAGCUCUGGGAUCUGUUCAGGCGACUCCUGUACAAGCUACGAUGGAUGCACCGGGAGUGACUGUUCGGCUGGAAAAGGUGGCAACUGCAAGGGCAAUGAUUGCAGCAGCUGUGCGGGUGCGGACUGCAACAGUGGCAAGUGCACGGGUGACGACUGCAAUGGAUGCAAGGGUCAGGACUGUCAUGAUGGACGGUGCGUGGGAGAUAACUGUCAGAGUUGCACUGGUCAAGACUGCGAUCCG